UGAUCCCGGUGUCCCCAUGCCCCGAAGUGGUCCCCUGGGUCGCCCACUGACAACGACCGGGUCAACCGAAAGAAGUCAUAUUAUACGGACGUCGCCUGUGAGCUGCAGGGAACGAAAGCGUUCAAAAACCCCUUCUGGCUCCUCCUCCCCUGGAGCGUCCCUGCCCCGAGGACUUGCGCAAUCUCUCCGUCCCUCUCUGUCCGUGCACUCCGUCGCCUUCGCUGCGGACGAAUCAGGUCGCCGAGCGAGCGGGCCCUUCGGCCUCUGCAUUCCCCCUAGGUUUCUCCGACGACGACGACGACGACGAUCGAGGGAUUCCCCGAUGCCUGUGCGUGACGCUCGGUGCUCGUGAAGGAGGAGGGAGAGAGAGGGGGGGAGGGGAGGGGAGGGGGGCGGGGGCGGAAAAGGCUAAAGAUGCUCCCGGAGCUAGGAGGCGGCGCCGAUCGCUGCCCUUCCCUGGAGAUGCUCCUCGUCAUUGCCGCUCUGGCCUGCGUCGACGGUGCGCUGGCGCUCCUCGCCUUCUCUCAGGUUGUGCGGAUUCAUCUACGAGAUCAGGAAGCUGGAUGGACUCGUCAGAAAGUGCUUCACCUGAUGAUUGGAUCAUCCAACUUGGGUUAUUUCAUGUUUUUCGUGCUUACAGUAGUUGCGAGUUGUGAGAGAUGGUUCUGCUGGUCCCAUAUGUGUGGAUUUAUCUUCAUGGCCUAUCCAAGCAUUCUAUUUCUAGCAGCAUUCCUUCUGCUCCUGUCUUUCUGGGUCGACUUUUGCCAUCAGGCAAAGGAUGAAGGGGAUGGUGAUGAUAAUGAAGGGAAUAAUAUGCAGCAGGCCUUGUUGGCAAAUUCAGUGAUCAGACAAGACUGGUCGGAUGAAGGAAAUGGUUGCAAAUGUUGGUCAUUCAGAAGUAUUGAAGUUGAAGGCCGGCAAAAAUUUGUUGCUGUGGUUAUCAUGCUAGUAUUUGUCCUAAUGAUAGCGUUUGCUGUUAUUAUCUGGAUUGGCAAUGGGAACAAUCCUAUUGAUUCUCUGUCAAUUGCUGAGGUCUAUACACAGCUUAUUGCAGUAGCAUUCCUUUUACUUGGGGGAGCUAUAGUUUGUUAUGGUAUUGCAUUGUUCUUAAAAUUAAGGGAAGUACGGUCGGAGAGUGCUUCAGGUGAUAUGUGGAAGGUGGCUGGUUUAGCAGCUGUCUGCGUGAUGUCUUUUACGUCAAGUGCUUCUGUGGCUUUAUCUACAGAAACUCCACUAUUCUAUAGUUUGCCCCUCUGGGAUGUUAAAGGAGUAAAGCCAUCACUUCUUCUGAUUGUUUACCUUUUUAUAGGUUCAUCAGUGCCAUCAGCCUUUCUCUUAUGGGUGAUGAGAGAAUUGCCACGUCCAAUCACAUCAAAUACUGAAGGGGAUCAUGCAACAGUAACGUUUAUAAGUUAUGGUGCAACAGUUGCACGUCCUUCCAAUCAAUGGGCUGCUGCAACUAGCUCAAGAAACCAGGUUGCUUGCUAGUCCAUCAGGUUUUUAGGGGAGAAGGAGAUUAGUUGACCGCAUGCCCUAGUCACUGGAAGGAAGUUCCAUAUGGCGAUUAUGGCCCACGUGGCAUGGUAUUUGCUUUUGCAUUGCUUUGACAAAUUCCAAGAAGGAAAUGCCAGGUGACCAAGAAUGGGGCUCUGCCAUGCUUCUGGCUUUGAUGUUGAGUGUCACGGGACGGUUCUCCGACUCUUAAGGAUCCAAAAA
Messenger RNA from Rhodamnia argentea, 1716 nucleotides. RefSeq names its product tobamovirus multiplication protein 1. Bases 415 to 1488 code for a protein of 357 amino acids. The transcript has 13 exons. The record is from RefSeq and is a predicted model, not a curated record. Lineage: Eukaryota; Viridiplantae; Streptophyta; Magnoliopsida; Myrtales; Myrtaceae.